UUACUACUACAAAUCCUUUAGAAUUUUACCAUAGUGAGCUCAAAAGAAUUAUAUCAAAACAAUAUGAUCUUAUUAACGCUUGUAAUAAAAUUGUUGAGUUAGAAGAUAAAAAAAAGCUUGUUCAAACUUUAGAAGAAAAAGAAACAAAGGCACAUAGAUUACAUAUUGAUAAUAUUAUAGAAAAAAUAUAUGAUAGAUACCAGACAGCUGAAAAGAAGGAUAAUGAAAAUAUUAUUAAUGAAUUCAUUAGAUGUCUUAAUAUCUCAUUAAGCCAAAUUCUUGAUACACAAACUUCUAAUAUGCAAAAUUGA
Molecule: messenger RNA, 311 nt
Organism: Dentiscutata heterogama
Lineage: Eukaryota; Fungi; Glomeromycota; Glomeromycetes; Diversisporales; Gigasporaceae
Source: the annotation of a GenBank genome assembly